AUGGGACGAACACGAAGUGGGCUUGUAAGGAAAAAAGGCAUUUUUGCUCUCAGUAGAGCUUCAUGUUCAAGAACUCGAAGUGGGCUUCUAAGAGUAAAGAGCUUUGUGGAUUCCAGUGAUGUUUCAAGUUCUAGAACUCGAAGUGGGCUUCUAAGGAUAAAGAGAUUUGUGGAGUCCCGUGAUGGUUCAUGUUCGAUGUCACAAAGUGACCAUGUAAGAGGUAGCCCUCCUAUUGUUGAGGCUAUAAUAAAUGAUGAAGCAGUCUUGAAGGAGUCUCCUGAUGGAUUGAUGAAAGAAGAGAUGCCUUCUAGAACUCAAAAUGGGCUUGUUAGACAGAGCUCUGCUGACAAGGCUGACGAAUCAGGCACGAGGGCGCUUCCCAAUGGAUGUUUGAGUGAAGAUAUGCCUUCUAGAACGCGAAGUGGACUUGUCAGAAGAAGCCCUACUGUUAAGACUCUAAGCAAGGAUAAAUCAGUCAUUAAGGGGCUGGCUGAGGGGUCGCUGAAGGAAGACACGCCUCUUGGAACUCGAAGUGGCCUUGUCAGAGGAAGCCUUGCUGCCAAGGUUCCAAUCAAGGCUGAACUAGUCACAAAGGGGCAGCCUGAUGGAUGGAUGAAAAAUGACAAGGUUGCUGGAACACGGAGUGGCCUUGGCAGUGGAAGAUUGGCUGCCAAGGCAAGCAAGUUUCUAACUGAAAACCUAAACCUUGGCAGUGGAAGAUUGGCUGCCAAGACUGUGGCGAGGACGAAAGAGUCGUUGAGGGUUUGCCUGAUGGAUGGCGAAAAAGAAUACAGGCCAAGGAAGAGCAGUUCAUUUCAGGAUCUGUACUACAUUGAUCCAGUCAGUGGAUAUGAAGUUCGCUCUUUGAAGGAUGUGCACCACUAUCUUGAAACUGGAGAUAUUAGACAAUGCGCCGUGAGACCAAAGAAGAGCACCACCUUCGAAGUUCAUAUGACAGAAAGUCAAACUCAUACAAGUGCAUCAUCGCAACACACGAGGCCUGGUACUGCAGAUAAGGGUAUUCAGUGUGAAAUAUUAACUUCGGAUGGUAUCAUGGUGCCAUGGGAGGAACUAAUUACUCCAUAUAAUGGAAAUGAUACUGAACAUACCGUGUUACCAGAGCCUGAGAGCUUGAAAGCAAGUCAAGGGUAUGGCAACAAGCUUGACACUUCGGAACACAUGAGUGUUCAACCGGUUUUUGCGCAUAAUGGUUCAAGGCAAACCAAAUCUGUUAAAAGGAAAGAACCAAAUGCAGAGGUGAAAUCCAAGAAGCGCAAAACCAGUUCUGCUGUGACUCCUGUUCGAGCGUCACCCCGCUUAGCUGCAUUGAAUGUGCAGCUUGAAGUAAGCAUCGAACAUGAAGAUGAAAUAGUUAGCAUAAAUCAUGUGGAUCGGGUACAGACUAUAGAAGAGAGUGCCAUCGAUCAGACACAGAAAAGCCAAUCAGGCUCCGUUGAUCAGAUACAUGGUAAUCUGGAAAGCACUUUCAGUCAAUUACAGUUGAGCCAAGCAGACACUGCUAAUGGAGUGCAGGCUAUACAGGAAAACACUACCAUUCAUUCACAACCAAGCCAAUUGGAUACUCUGAAUCCUACACAGAAAAAGCAGGAAAACAGUGCCAAUCAGUUACAAUCGGUGCUCACAGAUUCUUUGAUUCCAAAACAAAUCACACAGGAAUGCACUAUAGAUCAGCCAAGCCAGCCAGACAUAGAUCAUGUACACACAGAUCAGGAAUUCACUGGGAAUCAAUUCCAGUCGAGCCUACCAGCUGACACUGUUAUCUCAUUAGGGGAUAUUGAAGAAUGCACAGCGUGUCACUCACAGCCAAGCAAUACUGACACUACAGGCCAAAUUCAGGCCAAUGAGGAAAACACUGCCGAUCAAGUACAGUUGAGCCUAGCAGACACAGUCAUUCUGGUACCGGCUAUUCAGGAAUAUGCUACUGGUUAUUCACAGCUGAGCAAAGCUGACACUACAAAUCAAACACAGGCCAAUCAGGAAUACAUUGCUGAUCAAGUACAAUCGAGCCUAACAGACACAGUCAUUCCAGUACAAGGUAUUGAGGAAUACACAACUGAUUAUUCACAUAUUAGUAAAGCUGACAUUACAAAUCAAAUACAGACCAAUCAGGAAAACACUGAUGAUCACUUAUAUUUAAGUCAAGUAGACUGUGCCACUCAAAUGCAGAUAAUUGAGGAAAAUUUGUCCAAGCAACCUCAGCUGAGCCAAUCAGAAACUGGGGAUCGAAUACAAAUUGAUCUGGAAAGCACUACCAAUCACUUGCAACCAAACUAUGAUGAAAAUUCUAUGCUGCAAUCUGGUUUCUCUUGGGCUCCUGAACAGAAUGGCGGAGCCCCUAUUACAGAUUUCUGGAAAAAUGUUGAAACUCAGGCCUCAUCGGUUUCCAUGCCAAUAAAUGGAGUACCUGUUGCAAGCUUUCCAGCAAAUGUUAGAUUCCACAAUGCAGCAGCAGCAGAACCUGCUUUGCCGCCACAGGUUGCUCCAACUGAAACAGGUUCUGAUCAGCCUGGAUUGGCCUUUCAAUCCCUUUUCGGAAACAUCUGGUCAGAUCCUUGCAUCGAGUUUGCUUUUAAGACCCUUACAGGUGACAUUCCUGUUCUGGAUGACACAACGGCUGUCACAGACUACUUCCCAGAGCAACAAGACUUGAACAAAGGCCAAGCACCAAAUUGUGCAGGUUCUGUAUUUGAUAAUAAUUCCAGAAACCACACACAAGUCGAUGUCAACCUUCCACCACCGACCCCGGAUGAUUUCUACAAUGGCAGUUGGUUCCCUCCCCAAUGA
Miscanthus lutarioriparius is the source of this 2805-nucleotide messenger RNA. Lineage: Eukaryota; Viridiplantae; Streptophyta; Magnoliopsida; Poales; Poaceae. The record is from the annotation of a GenBank genome assembly.